Messenger RNA from Ictalurus punctatus (channel catfish), 6656 nucleotides. RefSeq names its product 4-aminobutyrate aminotransferase (gene abat). The record is from RefSeq and is a predicted model, not a curated record. Gene Ontology annotation, molecular function: pyridoxal phosphate binding. Gene Ontology annotation, biological process: GABA catabolic process. Bases 248 to 1744 code for a protein of 498 amino acids. NCBI's taxonomy places the organism in Eukaryota, Metazoa, Chordata, Actinopteri, Siluriformes, Ictaluridae. Gene Ontology annotation, cellular component: mitochondrion. The transcript has 16 exons.
CCUGCCCUCUUGAGCAGAAGCCAGUCUCCUAGCGACGUGUUGAGUUCUGAGCUUCCCUGUUUUAUCUGAAUAGCCGGAAUUUAUUAUUUUCAUUUCUUUCUUUAUUUUUCCUCCGCUUCAGCUAAACGUGACAGCUUUCCGGAGAGCAGAAAACGUACUUGUUGCUCUGGGCCCCUGUCUCUCUCUCUCUCUCUCUCUCUCUCUCUCUCUCUCUCUCUCUCUCUCUCUCCUUUUCUAAGAGCUCUACAUGGCGCUCCUCAGCCACCACCUGACACUCUCCCUUCGGCGGAACCUGCGCCUUGUGGCUUCAGGGUGCCGAUAUGUCAGUCAGACAGCUACGAAGACCGUGUCUGAGAUUGAAUAUGAUGCUCCAUCCAUGAAGACUCCUGUUCCAGGGCCCAGGUCAAAGGAGCUGACAAGACAGCUGGGAGAAAUUCAGAACGUUGGCGCAAUUAAUUUCUUCUGUAACUACGAGGAAAGCCGGGGAAACUACCUGGUGGAUGCUGAUGGCAACCGAAUGCUGGAUCUGUACACACAGAUCUCCUCUGUUCCUCUGGGUUAUAAUCAUCCCGCUUUGAUGAAAGCGCUUGCCAACCCCAACAAUCUGAGUGCAUUUGUCAACCGGCCAGCCCUUGGAAUUCUGCCACCUGAGAAUUUUCCUGAAAAGCUGACUGAAAGUCUGCUAUCGAUCGCUCCCAUUGGAAUGACCCGUGUGCAAACCAUGGUGUGUGGCUCGUGCUCCAACGAGAAUGCCUUCAAGGCUAUGUUCAUCUGGUACAAAAACAAAGAGAGAGGCACCAAUAAUCCUUCAGCAGAGGAAACGAGCUCCUGUAUGAUAAACCAGAGUCCUGGAUGUCCAGAUCUGAGCAUCCUGUCCUUCAUGGGAGCAUUUCACGGCAGAACUUUCGGUUGCUUGGCGACAACACACUCCAAAGUUAUUCACAAGCUGGACAUCCCAUCGUUGGACUGGCCCAUCGCGCCCUUCCCCAGGCUCAAGUAUCCGCUGGAGGAGUUUGUUCAAGAGAACGCCCGAGAGGAGGCUCGCUGUCUCGAGGAGGUGGAGGACCUGAUCGUGAAGUGGAGGCAGAAGGGCAAACCUGUGGCAGGUAUCGUCAUCGAGCCCAUCCAGGCAGAGGGAGGAGACAACCAUGCAUCACCUGACUUCUUCAUAAAACUGCGCAGCAUCGCUCGCAAGCAUGGAUGCGCCUUCCACGUGGAUGAGGUUCAAACAGGGGGCGGAGCCACCGGAAAGUUCUGGGCUCAUGAGCACUGGGGCACGGACGACCCUGCCGAUAUUAUCUCCUUCAGCAAGAAGAUGCUGACGGGAGGUUAUUACCACACAGACGAGAUGCAGCCUGAUAAGGGUUACAGAAUCUUCAACACAUGGAUGGGAGACCCGUCAAAGAACCUGUUCCUCUCAGAGGUGCUGAACGUCAUCAGAAGAGAGAAUCUUCUGGAAGAAGUGACUCGCUGUGGGAAAGCUUUGCUGCAGGGACUUUAUGAACUGCAGUCUCAGUAUCCUCACCUGCUGAGUCGAGCCCGUGGUCAGGGCACCUUCUGUGCCGUUGAUGCCUGUAAUGACGUCACUCGAGACAACCUUCUGGUCAAAAUCAGGGACAAGGGUGUUCUCCUGGGCGGCUGCGGUGAAAAAUCCAUCCGCGUCCGUCCCGCUCUCAUCUUCAAAGAGUAUCACGCACAUCAGUUCCUCAACAUCUUCAACGACGUGCUCUCCGAGUACAAAUAGAGUUGCAGAGCUCAGAUAAGCCGAGGAGAACGAGCACAAGGGUCCAAACCCUCGAAAUGGGCAGUUCCUCCCCUUCACAGUCUCUCACUCUCACCUUUUUCUUCUAACCAUCUACUUCACUUUUUAAUUAUUUGUUUAAUUUCAGUCAAUAUAUUUCUCACUGUAAAGAGCACAAAGUGAUCAGGAGUAUUACAAUGGAUGAGUAUCAGUACACGUUUAAGUUUUAUUUACAAAAACAUGUGUUUAAGUAGCUUGAGGUGUGGUUCUAGUUAUUGAUGCAUCAGUUGUCAUCGAUUAAGGAGGAAAUCACACAGUUGCCUUCUUGGUAAGUAAGGUUUUUUUUUUUUUAAAGGAGCAGUUUGUAAAUACGCACACAUUUACAAUGCCUUCCACUAAUAUGGGUACCCUUGGUAAAUAUGAGUAAAGAAGGCUGUGAAAAAUUGUCUUUAUUGUGUAACCUUUUGAUAUUUUAUUAAAGAAUAAUUCACAAAAAUACUCUGCUCUCAACAACUGCAAACACAUCACAAGUUUAGCAAAAAAAAUAUCAUUGUUAAAUAUAGGUGUGCAACAAUUAUUGGCACCCCUAUGAAUUCAUAUGAGAAAAAUAUAUUCAAAGUAUAUUCCCACUGAUAUUUAACAUUUUUUAAUACACCUUUGGUGACUAGGAACAGGAAAUUGUUCAACUAUGACUUCCUGUUUCACAGGGGAAUAAAUGUCAGAUAACACAUAGGCCCAAUUCCCAAUACCCAUUCAUACCAAUGGAUAAGACCAAGGAAUAUAUCUGUGAUGUGCAGCAAAAGGUUGUUGAGCUUCACAAAAUGGGAAAUGGCUAGAAAAUAGCACAAGCAUUGAAAAUGCCCAUUUCCACCAUCAGGGUGAUAAUUAAGAAGUUCCAGUCAACUGGGAAUGUUAUAAAUCAACCUGGAAGAGGACGUGUGUCUAUAUUGUCGCAGCGCACUGUGAAGAGGACGGUUCGAGUGACCAAAAAAUCUCCAAGGAUCACAGCUGGAGAAUUGCAGAAGUUAGUUGUGUCUUGGGGUCUGAAAGUCUCCAAAACUACAAUCCGAAGUCACCUACAUCACCAUAAAUUGUUUGGAAGGGUUUCAAGAAAAAAAAAACUCUACUCUCAUCCAAAAAACAAACUCAAGCGUCUUCAGUUUGCAGACACUACUGGAACUUCAAAUGGGAUCGGGUUCUGUGGUCAGAUGAAACCAAAAUUGAGCUUCUUUGGUAAUAAACACCAGAGGUGGUUUUUAUGCAGACAGAGACAUAGCCAUAUGGAAAAGUACCUCAUGCCCACGGUUCAAUAUGGUGGUGGCUCUUUAAUAUUUUGGGGCUGUUUUUCUGCCAGAGGACCUGGACAUUUUGUUAGGAUACAUGGCAUCAUGGACUCAAAUCAAAUAUUUAAUAAUAAUCAAUAGAUAUUAAAUGAAAACCUGACUGCUUCUGCCAGAAAGCUUAAAAUGGGAAGUGGUUGGAUCUUCUAGCAGGACAAUGAUCCAAAACAUAGAUUAAAAUCAAAACAAAAAUGGUUUACUGACCACAACAUCAAGGUCCUGCCAUGGGCAUCCCAGUCCCCUGACUUGAAACCCAUAGAAUACCUGUGUGGUGAACUGAAGAGGAGAGUCCACCAGUGUGGUCCUUGAAAUUUGAAGGAUCUGGAGAGAUUAUGUAUGGAGGAAUCACAGCUCUCAGUCUCAAGAGUCUCAGAUCCCUUGCCAUGUAUUCUCCAACCUCAUCAGGCAUUAUAGGAGAAGACUCAGAGCUGUUAUCUUGGCAAAGGGAGCUAGCACAAAGUAUUGACAAAGGGUGCCAAUAAUUGUUGCACACCUAUAUUUAACAAAGAUAAUUUUUUGAUAAACCUGUUUUCAAGUUCAAGUGGUUUUAUUGUCAUUUCAACCAUAUACAGAUGGUACAUUACACUGUGAAACAAAACAACGUUCCUCCAGGACCAUAGUGCUACACAAAACUGUGAGACGAAAAAAAAUAACUGACGACACAGAACUAAAUAAGAUCUACACAUUCUACACAAAGUGCACAUGCAAACGUGUGCUAACAACACAAGAUAGUACAACAACUACUAAAACAGGACAGUGGGCACAGUAAGUGACAGUGUAUCGCUGAACAAUACACAGUUCUAGUGUGCAUGUGUCCGAUAUAACAGAUAACAGUGCAAAAGAUAGGUGCAAAAGAGUAACAAUAUAAUUUGAAAAUGGUAAAAAUGUGAACGUAACCUGCUAUGACAGAGUAUUCAGCAGAUUAGCUUAUACCAUAUAUGGACAUAGCAGUUAUUGUGGUAGCAGCCAGGUAAAAUGUGUAAUAGUGACAAGAAAUUAAAUACUAUAUUUUUAUAAAUACAGUAACAGCAAAAAUGCAACAGAGUCACUGCAGGAAUGUGCAGAUAUUUCAAUGGAAGUGGGACGGUAUUCAGUUCAGAGAGAGAGAUAGUGUGUGUGUGUUUGUGUGUGUGUGUUGGUGUCAGUCCAGUCUCUGAGUAUUGAGGAGUCCGAUGGCUUGGGGGAAGAAGCUGUUACACAGUCUGGCCGUGAGAGCCCGAAUGCUUCGGUACCUUUUUUCCAGACGGCAGGAGGAUGACGAGUGUGUGAGGGGCAGCGUGUGGUGUAAAGUGUGGUAUAAAUGUCUGACGGAGGGAAGAGAGACCCCAGUGAUCUUCUCAGCUGUCCUCACUAUCCGCUGCAGGGUCUUACGAUCCAAUGAGGUGCAAUUUCUGAACCAGGCAGUGAUGCAGCUGCUCAGGAUGCUCUCAAUAGUUCCUCUGUAGAAUGUUGUGGGGAUGGGAGGUGGGAGAUGGGCUUUCUUCAGCCUUUGCAGAAAGUUGCUUGUUAUUGUUUGAUAUCCAUGAGAGCAGAGUAUUUUUAUGAAUAUUUUUAACAAAAUCUCAGAAUGUUAAACAAUAAAGACAAUUUUUCACAGCCGCCUUUGUUCAUAUUUACCAAGGGUGCCAAUAUUAGUGGAGGGCACUGUGUACAUAUAGAUCCAGUGGGAGCUCAUUUCUGUGCCAGAAAAAUGUAAAUAAAUGAUUAUAUUUAUUAAUUACAUUAUUAUUAGUAGUAGUAGUAGUAUAAGAACACUAAAAUUAUAAACUGCACCUUUAAAUGAUGACUGAAUGCCUCAGUUUCAGAGUCAGACUUAAGCACAUAAAUAAAUUUAGGAAGUAAAAGCACAUAAAUAAAUUUAGGAUUUACAUAGAUGUAAAUCCAGGACAAGGGAGUAGAAAGUAAAAUAUCACGGAAUCCUUCUGGGUAGCCAGAUGCGCCAGAUCUGAUACAUUUUUUCAGACUAAUACUAGCCCUAAUACCUCACACACAGUAUCAUAUCAGUAUUAUAUGUCCAUAUUAUUUUAUUGUAGUCAGCUAGACCACUUCAGGCCUUUCCUGAGUCCAUGCAGGUGCUGUAAGGUGUGUUUCCAUCGUUCUUCUGCAACAUUGCAACAUUUUGAAGAACUAACAAGUUCAAGAGCAACAAAUCAAACGUGGAAGAGGCCAAGAUUGAACUUGCUGUGGUGUUCUGUAUUUUGUUUUGAAUGUUAACGUUAACGAGCGUCUUAAACUAGCUGCACACGCACAAAGCACAAUUUCACACAAAAAGCCUUUUUACAUUUGUGUGACGAGCGACUAGAAGCAUAGCAACACGUAGCGUCGGCCAUUUUGUAAAACGUGCGUUUGUCCAAUCAGUAUCCGACACUCUGUGGUUGGAAAAAGGGUACUGAACUGUACCACUGUUUGUUAUUGGAGCAGUACGCUUCUUAAUUUUUGGUAUUUCUUCCACCAGGUAAAGUGACUAGUGUGCCUUUUAUUAAUUUAAUACAUAAUUAGAUCUUUAGCUCUGCCGUAGAACUUUACAUAAGUUUUAAAGGUACAUUAUAAAUGAAGGAUUUAUAAUAUCCAUACUGAAGGUCAAAAGACAGGCGUACAAACUGUGGUACCUUUUAAUGCCUUUUUCUCCGCUGCUAAGAGUGUACAGCAAGUUCUUCUCCACUAAUAAUUCAGCCUUGUUUGUUUACAUUGGAGACAUUUCUUUAGAAAAAACCUAUUUUUAUAAAGGGACUUAAAAAUAGUUUCGGUAAUGGAAAAAUGGCUUCAGGUUGCGGAAAACACUACAGUGUGCACACUACAUGUUGACUCCAGGAUCACGGUCACACACAACAUUUGUUCUACAAACUCAAACAACUGAUCUCCAUAACAAAACCAAAAAGGAUUUUAAUGUACAAUCUGUGUAUCAGGGUUCAUUUUAAUGACCAGAAAUAUAGCUCACGUUCUCCUGUGUUUCUUCCUCAAUCCAAACUGCUCAGUGUCUUAACUUCAUGCCUGUGUGUUUCAGGGACUUGCUCUUAUUUUCAUUUUUUUUUUAAGAGAAUAAAGAAAGUGCGAUACAGAUAUAGACGGCAGAACACCAUUCAUGCAUAAUUCUCUCCCGUCCAGUCAUCUUUUAUUUUUGAGGAAUUCAGCUCUUCAUCACUCAGUGGAGCGCAUCACUGAGACACUAAUGUCUAAACUUAACUACAUGGUGUUUAGCUUAUUUUUCAGAUAAAUGUUGGUGAUGCUGAACAGUGUCCUGUUUGUCCAUGUAAAGUAUAUAAAGGUAGUUUUGUUUUGUUAAUAUAGUGGACAGAUGGAGUGUACAGAAGUAGAAAAUGCUUAAAACUGCUCAGUUAGAGAGAAAGAAAAUCCCGACACAUGCGACGAUUCUGUGCCCGUCUGUUUUUGACUAAGUAAGUAUUGUAUAGAGUUGUGAAUUAUCUGUGAACCACUAAUGGCAAUAAAAUAAAAUAAAAAUCAUUGCCAUGUUUGUUUACACUACUGUGUGAAAUAGGCUGUAAAAUGUAAUUAUUCCCUAGUUAAAUAUUGUCUAAGCAAUAUAAAUGUACUCAGUAAUAAAUAAUUUUUUUUUA